CCAGAGGAAGGCGCAGUGAGCGUUUGUUCGGUAUUGGUGCCGCGGUGUUUGUAGUGUGACAACGGGCCCUGCGAACUACGAAACGUUAUAAAGGAGUCAGUUUUGCGAGGUGGAAUAUUAAGAAGUGCUUACGGCUCUCUCUGUAUAUUGCCAGAUGACGGUGAGAAACAUGUAAGACGUCCGACAGCCACCAAAAUCUCGGGACCAGAUACACAGACAGGCUUCGAGACAAGAGACAGUUGCCAUGGAAUGUCUGAGGAGAACCUAGUCUGUAGUCCGUCCGAGAUCUGAAACAGGAGCAGGACUACAGGAGUCUAGCGUCGAAUGAUGCUGCUGAGGUGGACGCUCGUCGUCGCGACGGCGGCGCUGCUGUGCCUGGCCCCUCCAGACGCCGUGGGCCAGUCGAACUACGCAAGCCAAGCCAAUGAUGUGGCGUAUAUCGGCGAAGGGCUGCCGGACUCGGCCACGCUGGAUGGGAAGGUCACAAAACUGGAUGACUUAUCGUCCGUCAUAUUCUUGAACAGAACGAAGGGGACUCUGAACUGCGGGGCGGGCUCCAUGCAAGUGGAGCUCAAGUUCAACGAACCCUUCUUCGGCAUCGCCUACGCAGAUUUCGACCGCAACAGCGCUUGCCAAGUUGUUGGCAAAGGGGAGAUCAGCUAUACUUUGGAGCUGCCGUUGAAGGGAUGCGGCACCAAGCAGGAUCCCCAGAGGGUCUUCACGAACAACGUAGUGGUCCGGUUCCACCCUGGACUUGAGAUGGAGGGUGAUGAGAUAAUCACCAUCGUCUGUCGCUACCCUCCCCCGGUGGCACCCCCACCACUGGCGCCCCUCCCCAUUUUGGAACCUGUGCCGCCAGUAUCUCCAGUAGAACCACCACUGAAAGGGUUCCACAUUCUGCUUAUCAUCUGUGCCAUCUUGUUCCUCUCACUGCUGCUGCUGGGUCUUGGGUGCUCAUACAUCUGCCUCAAGAAGCGGAGAUUUACAGUAGUCAGGAGGCAUCCCUUCUCUUCCGCAGGCACUGGCUCCGAGAUCACUAAACUCUCUGGUUCCAGCCUGGGUAACAUUUCUAUGUUUGAGGGGCUCAAGAUUCCUCGGGCACACGCUGCAGCCACAGCAACUGGCAGUUCCUCAGGUUCUGAGGCAGCCCUCAUUAUACCCGGUGAACAUUCAGACACCUUGCCCAGUGACUACCCAUCCGAGUCUCCCAGCUCAGCCCACUCUGAGGUGGAAGAUGUGGACACCCGCAGUUUGCGUCGGCCAAGUACUGUCAGUUCAGCAGGAUCAUAUGACAACAAGGCGUUUGUGCAUCAAGAAGCGAUGUCUAGCUUCUAUUCUGAAGAGUAUGGCCAACAUACAGAAACAGCUGUAGUAAGUGUAGUACCAAAACCUCCCAUUGCUGUUGUUGCACCUCCACCGGAACCCAAGUUUGAUGUCUCGGUCCGGGUUAAGAGAGCUCCUCCACCCCCACCAACACCUACACCAACCCCUUCUGAUUCUGAGAGCACAAUGAGCACACAGGCCAGGAAUCUCACAACCAUUUUGGAAAGGGAAGAGAUACAGCGAUCAUUGGAAGACGUUCCCAAGCCACCUGCCACAACCUUCACUUAUGUUCCGGAGUUGCACCCACCGCCUCCUCCUGCCAAGUAUGCCCAGACGCCUCCUGUUUAUUCCCGCAUCUUGCGCCGUCAACAGGAACAGCUUCAGACCCGUGAGACAGCAGAGACACUGUCACAGAGAUCCAUUCCAGAUAAUGACAACUGGUCCCAGGGAGAAGAUUUCAUUGAUGCUCCUCACAGACGCAUGUCCAUUACCUCGGCACGCUCUUUAACAAGCCUCAAUACGGAGAUGACGGACACGCGGUCAAUGUCUGAGAUAGUUGACAGCUCCCACAAACGAUAUGCUCCUGCAACUACCACCAUUGCACCACCUCCUCCACCCCCGCCACCAAUUGUACCAUCUACACAUUAUACCAGUGAGACCGAUUAUCAGGUCAACACAGCUGAGCUUCUGGAGCCACCAGUGGUUGUGUCUCGUCGGCCUGAGAUCACAUCUCAUGUUGUGGAUGACGUAUUCCUGAGGACUAUCACUGAGAAACGCACAAUUGAAGACAUUGAGCGGCAUAGAAGGCAAGUGACUGAGUACCAUGCAAGGCCUCAGCCACCAAAAUGGGAUGUAGUUAUCCGAAACUACCCAGCACCCAAUGCUCAAGAAGCUACGCAGGGCAGUGAGCCUGGUCCAGACUGGGAGAGUUUCUCUGAAUCAUCAUCCAUAUCUGGCUACCCCACAACACCCACUGUUGAGCAACAUCAUGCACAAGUGGACAUUGAACGCAGCUAUCUGAGCACCCUUGAAGUACCACCACAAGACCCGCCCAUUCCUAAUUGGGAUGUGCUGAUAAGAGUUCUAAAUCCACCACCGACAGAAGAACUUCAGCCCCAAGGAACAUCCAGUGAGGUUUUCACAGAAGAAGCUGUUCUCACGACUGAAGACCGUGCCAAGUGGCGUCAGAUCAUCACCACAGAAUCAACUCUAAGAACCCUACUCACAGAAGCCACAGUACAUGAAGACUAUGAAAGAAUCCGAAAGGAUCAACGAUACGAGAAACUUUUUGAGCCGAAGAAAUGGGAUGUAAUUAUUCGUAUUCUUUCCCCGCAUGAUAAGCCAUCUUUUGACCAGCGUGGAGGGCCCUCCAAUUCCCGCUACAGGCGUAAGAGUGACUGGGAUACAAGGAGUCGAAGAAGCUCACUCCCCACUCUGUAUGAAUAUGACUCCGAUGGUGGGUCAUCUGUGCGAACCCUUGUCCCUGAUGUUGUUCCACCCCCUGGAACUUCAGGUUCAACUGGCAUUGACCCAAUACCAAGAUCUCGCAGAACUUCGCGGUCCAGUCUUCGUUCAGAUAUGGAUGUCCGUUCCAUGACGGAAGUCAUGGUUGACUUCGCUCGUCCUGAUGCUGCAGAUACCUUGAGUGAUGCCAGUGGGCCAAGUUCAUAUUACCGUCCAGGGCCAGGAGGUCCUCGGCGAUUCUAUGAUGAUGAUGAUUUGCUGUUGAUGGGUGGAGUACAUGGAAUAGCAUCUGAAGAUGAAGAUUAUGGAGGAAGAGGAGUGGAGACUGGGAGCUUGGUUCGGUCUGUAAGUCAACCUUCUCUUGCAAGAUCUGCUUCUGAGUUUACUGAGCAUUGGGUUGCUCCUGGACGGCGACACUGGGAUGCCGGAGACUUGAGCAGCCCUGAACACUCCCCAAGAUCUGCCCGCAGCCGCACAUCCACAGCAAUGAGCAGUGUGAGCCAGCAUCAGCCAUCUAGUAUCCCGGCUCCUGGCACUCAAGUUCUGUACUCUAUGACCACUACCACAAUGAGAGAGAGCUAUCAGCAUCAGGGGUGGUUUGGGGAUGCAGACAGUGAGGCAAGCUUCAAGUGAUCUUCGUGCUGAACAGAAAGCCUUAGACACAGGAAGUAAAAAUGUGUAGUGUUAGGCUGCAAUGUCAUGGGAAGGAUCAUAAUGCAUAUUAUUCAGUUAAAUACCCACAUUCAUUAAUGGAAGACACAAAACUUGUUAGGUUUCUUUGUAAAACUCAAUAUCUUAGAACUUCUUAUAUUAAUAAUAAUGAUAGCGGGGAACAAGAUUGAUGCACUGUGUCCUUAAAUGAUCCUAUUAUACAAGCUCAUGAUGAUGAAAGAUAAACACAUACAGAUCAUUUGUUGAAUGACUAUUAAUAGGUGUAGGCCAAAGUACUUGGAGUAAAAUCUGUCUUAUUGCCACUUUGGCCACCAGAUACCAGAGUGAUUUUCUUGGAAUUGAGUGUGGGGCUUUGUAAAAUUUGUAGAUUUCGAUUAUUUAGAAGAAUAUAAUAAUGCCUUCAGCAAUGAUGAGAAGUUAGUAAAAUGAUGGACAUUAUCAAACUUGUACACUUCUUAUUAUACCUGUGUCAUAAUUGAAAUUCUACUAAUAACCGAAAGUAGAUAUAUGGUGUCCUUUCACUUUGCACCUACAAGGCUGUUGCAAUAAUUGUACAGGCCAACUUAUUCAUGUGCCAAAAGAGGUGUGAAAUCUCUUGGUGGGUUAGGGAAAUAGAGGUUAUGUUAUACAUGAAAGUGCAAUUCUUUGUCACCCACAAGGACUUGAUUGUUGAACUGAGUACUGGAAAGUUAUUUGGUGUACUGACACAUAAUUGAAUAAUUAAUGGAAAGAAGUACCGAAAAUAUUUGAUUGCAAGUGAAUUGCUUUUGCUAUUAAUAUAGGUAUGUGGGCUAACAGACUGACUAGGGCAAUAUUGUGUUGCAGUGCCUUUGCUGAUAACACGCACUCCUUUGUAUAUUUACAAUUAAAGCAAUGAAACACUAACUUUUAACAUAAAUAAUAUUUUACAUUAAUAUUAUUGUAUAGACUUUAUUUUUAUAAUUAUUUUUACCUGUUUAUUAUAUAAUACAACUAAAUGCUGUGAUAACCAUUUUUAUAAUGAACAGAGGAAGAUUUAUAUCUUCAUACUGCCAAUAAUAAAAAAUAAGAAAUCACAGAAUAUAACAAUAUUAGAUUUUAUAGACAUAAAAUGAGCAUAUUACUUUGGAUAGUAUUGUAUUUGUGCAUUUCAUACCUAUGAUUAAAAGUAUUAAUGAUA
Messenger RNA from Cryptotermes secundus, 4618 nucleotides. RefSeq lists its product as uncharacterized. NCBI's taxonomy places the organism in Eukaryota, Metazoa, Arthropoda, Insecta, Blattodea, Kalotermitidae. The coding region runs from base 325 to 3420 and encodes 1031 amino acids. The transcript is spliced from 6 exons. The record is from RefSeq and is a predicted model, not a curated record.